Messenger RNA from Schizosaccharomyces japonicus yFS275, 1204 nucleotides. RefSeq lists its product as hypothetical. NCBI's taxonomy places the organism in Eukaryota, Fungi, Ascomycota, Schizosaccharomycetes, Schizosaccharomycetales, Schizosaccharomycetaceae. Bases 402 to 1046 code for a protein of 214 amino acids. The transcript has a single exon. The record is from RefSeq and is a predicted model, not a curated record.
CCUCCAUUCACAACUUCCUCAACACUCGGGUUAGAGUGGUAGUGGGAGGUUUGAGCUGCAUUUUUUACUCGUCUUUAAACGUUUCUUAGCUUGACCUGGUGUCUCUGGAGAAAUAUUCGUUUCCGGUUCGUAGUAUAACGUUCCGUUCUUGGUGUUCUGGUCGUAAGAUACCGAGACUUUUGGUUUCUGGUCGACAAGUAAUUUGUCUCUCUGUAUUUCCUUUCCUGUGAGACAGCAUCUUAGCGCAUUUUAUAAAAGAUUCAGUUGACACAGUAACAAACUGUUCGCGAUCUGUUGACUGUUUUCCUUCUGCGUUUCUUCGUGAUUUACACCCAGCAAGAUCCUAUGCAAGCUUCUCGUCAGUGUCAUUCCAACGAAGUGGUAAACAAUCAGCUCCUUGCAUGUGUACUCAAUUUCAGACUCCAGACAAAAACUCCAAUUUGUUGUCUUCAAAUGUCCCUGCAGUACCGCAUACCGACGUUCCUGUAACGCCUACUCCUGCUUCCAAAAGAUCAGGCUCAGAAAAACGCAUUUCCUACCAAGAUCUAGCUGGCCUAGACUCUCGCGAUAUAUCCAGCUCAUGGCAUUCGGCUGACGUUGAACGUUGGUUUCAGGUGCUGUCUAAACCACAAAGAGCUGUAGCUUUGUUGACACUGCUACAGUAUAUCCCCUCUCCUAAUUGUCGCUCCAUGCAAGCGUACAUCGACAAACGGGCUCGUCAAGCCGAACUGGACACACAGCAUCCAGCUGGUCUGGCUGCUGGCGAUCAGUAUUCAGUUCUCUCACCCACUUCUCUUUCUCCAUCAUACUCCUGGUGGAGCCCUGGAGGCUCGCCGUACAAUAGCAUUUACCGUGGGUUCCAACCAAGUGCAUCGUCGCAGUCUCCUCGUCACUUAGGCAGUGCACAAUACGGGAGACGGUCGUCUUCAACCUCGAAUAUCAGCACCGCUGCCUCUGCAGCUUUAAAUGAAGCUCGCCGGUUAGGUGACCUUUCUCAGCGGUUUGCCAAAAAUCUUCGCCUCAACAACACUGACCAAAAGAAUUGAGACCAUUGUCUUCUGUGAUAAUAGCAGAAAAAAGAGAUGAGUACAACUCACUGGUUCUUCUGUUGUUGAACGUCUCAGAUAUACUUGUUACUUCGUAUGGUUCGCUGAUGCGACAAAAAAAUAAAAUAAUAAAAAAAAGGCAGUUCAUUUCGUUUACA